Molecule: messenger RNA, 1344 nt
Organism: Chenopodium quinoa (quinoa)
Lineage: Eukaryota; Viridiplantae; Streptophyta; Magnoliopsida; Caryophyllales; Amaranthaceae
Exons: 6
Coding region: 343-1170 (275 amino acids)
Source: RefSeq, a predicted model, not a curated record
AAAGCACUGGUUGAGAUAUAUAUAAACUUGUUAAGCUGGAUAAACUUACGAAUGCAGUGUUUAUUACCACAGAAACAUCAAGUGAAUUGUCCUCGAAAAGGAAAAAACAUCGAGGUCGAACAAUGCUCCACAGGGUUCACGCACGUUCAAGAGAGGAGCGUCCUGUGAUUGUUCUGAACUCAUUAGGUCAGCCAAUUGGACCUACUAAGGAGAUUGUGCAAGAGUUCAAGUUUUUUUCUGGGAACGGUGGCAAGGGAUUCCGAACUUGCACCGCUUAACUACAGAAAUUUUCCUAGCCUACCGACACUUGAUAAGAUAUUGGAUUAUGUCCAGGAGAAGUAUAUGGUCCCCCACGCCGGGUUAAAUUGGGUGAUGGAUGCUGUAAAUAGUUGUUGGAAAUAUUAUAAAUGCCAAAUCAAGAAGAAGCACUUCUAUGCAUAUGAUACGGAUGAUUUAAGGUGGGAACAUAAACCAGAUACAAUCUCCGAUCAGAUGUUCCUAGAUCUUCUACAAUAUUGGCAUACCGAUGAGGCGAAGGCAAUUAGCCAAAGCAACAAAAGCAAUCGUCUAAUGUUAGAUGAUAUGCACACUUUGGGACGCAAAUCAUAUGCUAUUUUACGCCAUGAGUUGCAACAACAAGAUCCCGACAAGAAAGAACCUUCUCAAGCAAAGGUUUACAAGGAAUCAAGAAAAAGAAGUGCUGAAAGGACAUACAUUAGCAGCUUUGAAAAAGCAAAAGAGAAUAUUGACAAAAUUGAUGCUUUGGAGUCAGCACAAUCACAAGAAGAUGGUAAUGUAUGCAAUGACCCUUACAGUGAAGUGAUUCCACCUCCUAAACGCAAAAGUCGUUUGCAUCUAUAUGGCUCGGGUGUGAAGAAGAGUGAUUUGAAGAACAAAGAUACAAAGUCAAAUUACAUACUCCCGGAGGAAUUCCUGGUAGGCAUAAAAACACAAUUAGUCCAAGAAAUUGCACCUACCAUCACCGCUGCAGUUUUGGAUUCGAUUCGCGAGGUCAACCCCGGGAUUAAUCUUGUGGUUCCUAGUACUCUACAGCAAUUGACUCCGCAUGAUGCAUCUAGUGCACCAAAUCGAAAUACUGCCCAAAGUGGACAAUCUUCAAAAUCAUUUAAUCAGGUGGUUGAUGACGAUGAGCUACCCCGGGAUGAAUGAAGUAAGGACUAAUGUUGAUUUUAUGUAUCUAUUGCAACUUCUAAGAGCUUUCAAAUUAAACGUUUGUUAAUUAAUUAGCUAGUGAACUUUCAUUUAUAAUUAGUUAGUAUUGACACUUCGUUUACUUUUGUAAUGCAACGAAUAUGUAUUAUAUGUACUUCGUUUAUUUUGUAA